This is a messenger RNA of Talaromyces marneffei, 999 nucleotides long. RefSeq lists its product as uncharacterized. The transcript has a single exon. Lineage: Eukaryota; Fungi; Ascomycota; Eurotiomycetes; Eurotiales; Trichocomaceae. The coding region runs from base 1 to 999 and encodes 332 amino acids. Gene Ontology annotation, molecular function: catechol 1,2-dioxygenase activity; ferric iron binding. Gene Ontology annotation, biological process: catechol-containing compound metabolic process. The record is from RefSeq and is a predicted model, not a curated record.
AUGUCGCGCGCCAAACCCGCCACACACGAAAUCCCUCCCAUGAAAGAUCUAACAACAGAAAACAUCACCGAAAACGUAAAUCUCAUCAACUCACAAUGCGCCGACCCACGCAUUCGCUUCCUCAUGGAACGGCUAGUUGUCCACCUGCAUGCCUUUGCGCGCGAGACUCGAUUGUCUAGCAAAGAAUGGGCAGCCGGACUCGAUUUUCUUGUCGCAAUAGGGCAAAUCAGCAACGAUCUACGCGGGGAGAUGAUCUUACUUUCAGACACUCUGGGUUUAAGCAUGUUAGUUGAUUCAAUUGAUCAUCCGCGAUCAUCAAAUUUCACAGAAGGGACUGUCCUGGGCCCGUUCCACACACAUGAUGCGCCGGUGACGGAGAAUGGGUAUGUGUUACAUAGGGAUCCGGAUGCGACGAGAUUGUUUGUGCUAUGCACCGUAAAAGAUUCAAAGGGGAAUACUGUCGGGGAUGUGCAAUGUGAUGUGUGGGAAGGAGAUUCAAAGGGGUUCUACGAUAUACAAAACCCGGAUCGAGCGGAGCCAGAUGGGCGCGCUGUGCUACGGUCGAGUAGAGAUGGUGUCUUUUACUUCAAUGCGGUUGUGCCGGUGCCAUAUCCCAUCCCGGAUGACGGACCCGUCGGCAAAAUGUUGAAGGUGCUUAACCGCCAUCCGAAUCGACCGGGUCAUGUGCAUUUCAUGUUCCAGAAGGAGGGAUACGAUACUCUCAUCACGGCGCUGUAUCCACGAGGAGAUCCAUAUGAGACGUCAGACCCAGUCUUUGGUGUGAAGGAUUCGUUGAUUGUGGACCUCGAAGAAGUAGACGAGGGGAUUUCGAAGCAGUAUGAUGUUGCAGUUGGAACGAAGUUGUUGAGAUAUGACUUUAUUCUUGCGACGGAAGAGGAGGCUAUGGAGAUGCGAGUAGCAAAGGCGACAGCAGCUGUGGGCGCAUUAGGGAUGAAGGCAAAGAUAGUCAAUGGACUGCCGAUUCCAGAAUUAGAUUAG